AAAACUCUGCUUCCUGAUCCCCUUCAGCAGCCGCCGGCAGUAGCCCCGGUAACCGGGCCAAGUUGAUGGCGGCGGAUGAUUCGGUUGUUUCUGCUCGGUGGCUGCACGAGCAAUUAGGGCAGCCUGAUGUUAAGGUGCUGGAUGCUUCCUGGUACAUGCCUGUAGAGAACAGGGAUCCAUGGCAAGAAUACCAGGUGGCCCGUAUCCCUGGAGCAUUGUUCUUCGACAUAGAUGGCAUAAUCGACAAGACAACUGAUUUGCCACACAUGCUGCCAUCAGAAGAGGCCUUUGCAGCAGCAGUUUCUGCACUUGAUAUAAAAAAUCAUGAUAAAGUUAUUGUUUAUGAUGGAAAGGGAUUUUUCAGUGCACCUCGUGUAUGGUGGAUGUUCAGAGUUUAUGGUCACAAUAAGGUUUGGGUGUUAGAUGGAGGUUUACCUCAGUGGCGAGCUUCUGGAUUUGAUAUUGAAAGCAACUGUCCUGCCUAUGCAAUUCUGAAAGCUAAAGCUGCUAAUAGUGCUGUCGAAAUGGUUUAUAAUGGUCAACUGUCGAGUGCUGUAACGUUUCAGACUCAAUUCCAACCUCAUCUAUUUUGGACACUAGAAAAGGCUCGAUUAUCCCCAUGGCUGUUGAGCUAUUUUGCUUGUGAACAGGUCAAGCAUAACAUGGCCGCACAGACUCACCAACAAGUUGAUGCCCGACCAAAGGGCAGAUUUGAUGGUGUAGCUCCAGAACCACGGGAAGGAGUAAGAAGUGGACAUAUCCCAGGGACCGCAAGUGUUCCAUUCGCUGAGAUGUUUGAUGGUGCACCAAUGCUUCUCCCUGCAGAUGAGAUCCGUAAAAAGUUUGAGCAAUCAGGGAUAUCCCUUGAUCGCCCCAUUGUAGUCUCUUGUGGAUCUGGUGUAACUGCCUGCAUACUUGCUCUGGGGCUCUAUAGGAUUGGGAGGCAAGAUAUUCCAGUUUAUGAUGGAUCUUGGACAGAAUGGGAAGCUCAACCGGAUCAUGAUUAUCCAAAAGUUACUUCCAGUUCUUAAAAGUUAAAACCAUCACCUCUGAAAUAAUGUAUCCAUCUGCUGAAUCUGCAGCUUUAUGUUUAGAUUGUCAGCAAGUUGAUCUCUCUGUGACAAGCUUAGCAUUUGAAUCAAUAGGGCAAUAGGCCGUGUGAAGUGUACUGUUGGCAAUUUUAUUAAGGCCAUAUUGUCAACCAUUAAACUUAAGAUCAUUGAUGUACCCAAUAUUAAUGUUAAAGAAUAAUAAACAUGCUGUUUUUCUUUUCGUUUCA
This is a messenger RNA of Oryza brachyantha (malo sina), 1279 nucleotides long. Its product is annotated as thiosulfate/3-mercaptopyruvate sulfurtransferase 1, mitochondrial-like. Gene Ontology annotation, cellular component: mitochondrion. Lineage: Eukaryota; Viridiplantae; Streptophyta; Magnoliopsida; Poales; Poaceae. The record is from RefSeq and is a predicted model, not a curated record. Gene Ontology annotation, biological process: transsulfuration. The transcript has 11 exons. The coding region runs from base 66 to 1031 and encodes 321 amino acids. Gene Ontology annotation, molecular function: thiosulfate-cyanide sulfurtransferase activity.